CGCGUCGCGACUUGGUUCGCGCGAGCGUCCACUCGCGCGUCGUCGCCCCCGCGUCGUCGAACCGAACCCCGCGAGCGCGCGUCUCUUUCGUCGCGCGCCCGGCGAUCGUCGAAAUAAUUUGAGCGAUCGAUCAUCGAUCGAUCGAUCCCCGUCAUCACCGUUCAUUACACUGGUCUCCAUACGACCGCGUUCGCGUGGUGAACGCCGUUCCUUAAGGACUUUAUCGCCCGGGGGCUCUCGAGCGACGACGACGACGACCUCGUCGCACGACCGGCGAUAGAUACAUCGCGAUACGACCCGUCCCGUCGUCGUCAUGGCUCCCGCUUCCUCCUACGGCUCCACGCCCGCGGGCGUGGACGCGGACGCCGCGCCCGCGAGCGACCCGGAGUGGGUCAGCGUCGUGAAGCGCGUCACAGGCGCGGCGCCCGCGACCGCGGAGCGUCUCGACGUCUUGAAGUACCUCCUCAUCGUCCUCGUCGUCGCCGCGCAGUUCUCCGAGCCGUUCUACCACGUCGACAACAAGCCCGCGGCGUGCUUUAUCUUCUUCGCGUACCAGUUCGCGGGACCGGGGUUCGUGCUCAUCUCCGGGUACGUCAGCAACGACCUGAACGCGAGGCGACGACGCGCGCUCAUCGCGGGCGUGAUCUUCCCGUUCUUGGUCCUUCACUUUCUCUACAGCGCGUGGUACACCGAGGCGUUCUGCCGCGGCGACGACGCGGAGACGUGUCAGAUCACGUACAACUACUCCAUGAUCGACCCCGCGGCGGGGAAGUGGAACUCGUGGGGCAAAGACUGGACGUUCGCGUACCCGUUCGGUAACUUGUGGUACCUGAUGGCGUUGUUACAGAUGCGAGCGUGGCGGCAGUUCGCGCUCGAGAUGCGCGCGCCGAUCCUGUUCCACGUCGCGCUCGCGCUCCUCGUCGGGUACGCCGCGAUCGGGGAGUACCUCGCGCUGCAGCGCGUCUUCAAGUUCACGCCGUACUUUUUGACCGGGUUCCUCAUGAAGAAGCACGGCGCGUUCUUCCCCGUUGCGCGCGGCGACGCGGCGGUGUUUACCUGCGUCGGCGCGCUGCUGCUAAACGUCGGCCUCGCGUGCGUCGCGGGGACGCAGAUGUCGUACAGCACCGGCGGCGAGAAGAUCCUGUCGGGGAAGUACCCGUACGACGACACGUACGGGAACUACUGGCCGUACGGCGCGUUCUAUCAGCUCGGUCUGUACGCGUGGAGCUUCGGCGCGAUGGCGAUCGUCUUCGCGCUCGUGCGCGACCCGAGCGAUUACGGCGUCAAGUACUCCUCCGGCGACGCCGGCUCAACGAAAGACGCCGGGUUCACGAAGAUGCACGACGGCAAGAGCGAAGAGGAGAGCCUCCUCGGCGGCGCGGUCAAGUCCAAGCUUCGCGCGUACGACCAGGGCGUCGGCGCGCGCGGCGGCAGAUCGAAGGCGGCGGCGCGGUACGCUCGCGAGAGCGAACAGAGCAAGUACGCUAUCAACGCGCGGUCGUAUCUGCGCGCGGCCAAGUACGGGAGCCGCUCGUUCUACCCGUUCUGUCUUCACACCGCGGUGUUUUUGUUCCUCGCGCACGCCACCGGGUGGUACGACGUCUGCGAGAAGUACAGCGGCGGACACGGCGCGGUGCACCUCCGGUUUUUUUUCUCAGUCGUCAUGGCGUUCAUCG
This is a messenger RNA of Micromonas pusilla CCMP1545, 1676 nucleotides long. RefSeq lists its product as uncharacterized. The annotation marks the transcript as partial. The transcript has a single exon. The record is from RefSeq and is a predicted model, not a curated record. NCBI's taxonomy places the organism in Eukaryota, Viridiplantae, Chlorophyta, Mamiellophyceae, Mamiellales, Mamiellaceae.